AUGAUCAAUGCUGGGUUUGCCUGGGCGACGGCCAACGGACUGGUUCGCAAGAACCCAGUACAUCAGGAGGAAGAGGCCAAACUGGUCAUUUCGGAAACCUUUGAGCUGCAAGAUCAGCAAGGCACCGAAAUCAAUCUUUCGGGAAGCUUCGAACUCGAGGACGACUCCGGCUUCCUCCUCAGCCGCGAUGGGCCCAGCAUCGACUCGUCGCUGGCAGACAUCGCCCGCGGCGGAACCUCGGAUGCUGCCCCGGAGGAAGCUCCCACAGCAGGGCAGGCUGCAUCCUUUAAGCUGGUCUUUCCUACCCUUGCACAGAAUGCUUCGGCUACGUCGCUGUUGGCAAGCUUCCUCGAAGUGCUUGGCCGAAAAAUCGAUGCAUGUGAGGAUAUCAUGGACAAGCUGGAUGAAUCCCAGAACAGCAGAGCUUCUUCGCUUCGUGAUCAGAUGAAGGCCAUUGUCACUGAGAUGAAAGCGAAGUACGACGACUUGACAGCCAAGCAGGCGGAGUCUGUCACGACGACCCCCGACAAGGCCUUCAACGAGGACCUCCUGCGAAAGUACGCGGACAUUACAAAGCAGGAUGUCGUCCUUGGCAACUACGUGAUCAGGGCUCGGACGAUGACCAAGAAGGGUGGCUCAUCCAAGGCUCCUUCGAUGGCAGGUGCUCCCAAGAGCAAGGCUUCUGAGAAGAAGCCGAAGGACAAGAAAACCAAGAAGGAAAAAUCUGAGAAGAAACGGCCAUCGGACUCCGAGUUCGAUGAUGACCUGGCCGAUGAGCUGUUCAUUGGCUUCGAGCAGGGAGCAGAGAGUGCUACACGAGUGACUCGCCUGGCGAAUGUUGCAAACAACAAGCUGAAGAAGCACGGAGUGGUGUCGCAAUCAUGGCAAGACGACUUCGCUUACCCAGUUGUCGUUGAAAGUUUUCAAGGAUGUGGCAAAGGUCACGAUACAGCAGUGCUGGCUGCUUGGAUCCACGACGAGAUCGAAGCAAUUGAUCCAACUACAAUCGAUGAAGGCUAUGCAUCGCUGGCUAUGAAGUGUGCAAAAAAACAGCUGCCUUUGUUCUACAUGAGACCGAAGCACCACAUGCAACUCCAUUUGGUGAGCCUUGCCUUCUAG
Symbiodinium sp. CCMP2592 is the source of this 1119-nucleotide messenger RNA. The record is from the annotation of a GenBank genome assembly. Lineage: Eukaryota; Dinophyceae; Suessiales; Symbiodiniaceae.